This is a messenger RNA of Colletotrichum karsti, 2715 nucleotides long. RefSeq names its product C2H2 finger domain-containing protein. Gene Ontology annotation, cellular component: chromatin. Bases 1 to 2715 code for a protein of 904 amino acids. Gene Ontology annotation, biological process: DNA-templated transcription; regulation of transcription by RNA polymerase II. The record is from RefSeq and is a predicted model, not a curated record. Lineage: Eukaryota; Fungi; Ascomycota; Sordariomycetes; Glomerellales; Glomerellaceae. Gene Ontology annotation, molecular function: RNA polymerase II cis-regulatory region sequence-specific DNA binding; zinc ion binding; DNA-binding transcription factor activity, RNA polymerase II-specific. The transcript has 6 exons.
AUGGAUCCGUCAAACUAUGGACACGGCUAUGCUGGGCCGUCUGCUGGAGGCUACGACCCCUCCGGCGCGCCCUCGAGGCCAUUCAGCAACCCGCCGCCUGGAUCGGACGUGCCCGUCAAGCUGACUCCGAUCACCGGACGGGUCAGCCGCGCAAAGAAGGGCAUGAAGGUCCACACGUGCGAUAUCUGCCGUCCUCCCAAGACCUUCACCCGUGCCGAGCACCUGAGACGACACCAGCUCAGUCACGAAACUCCCCAGUACGCGUGCGCUGUGCCAGGUUGCGACAGGGCGUUUCACCGAAAAGAUCUGCUUGAGCGUCAUCAACAACGACAUGAACUGGAAGGCGACAAGGCGUCGAGAGGAGGCGCGAGCCGCAGGACUUCUGCCGGUUCUAUGGAAGGAGGCGUCCGUGGUCUUGGGCUCCAGCACCCCAUGAUGGGCUACCCACCGAAUGCAUCGACCCCGGUCCAAGGUCUCCCGAUGACGCCGAACAUGUCCAACUCCGGUCCCUACCAAUCGAUGGGCGCACCCGACAUGAGCAAGUCAAUGUCUCCUCACAUGGGCCAAGAUUACCGCUCUUCUCCAGGCGGUUCUGGCUAUGGCGGAAGCUACUCCUUAUCCGCGCAACAACCUAUUGUUCAACACUCUCCCCACGGCUUCCACACCCCUCCGACAUUCUCCACGGUUGAUUACAGCCAGCCGCGCACAACACCGGAGUUCCCUUCGUUGUAUCUUCAGACCAAUGGACUGGGUAUUCAAAUGCCUGGUUCCGACGGACCGCCCGAGCUCUCGCAUACCCAAGACAAUGCCGCAUGGCCAUCCUCUGCUUCCGACAGCACUUACUCUACACCCUCUGAUCACUCUCGCCGCGGCGCACUGUGGCCAACGGCAAGGCCCAAUACGGAAUGGUCUGGCAACCUCCUCACGCCCUACAGGGAGGCCAGCCUCGAUGCCAUUGCGACAACCACUCCGAUGUUCUAUCAAUAUUCGCCCUCGCCCCAAAUCAGCAACUCUCAAGUUUUCCCCAUGAUUGAUGUAUCAAUGUCGGGAUACUCGGACGAGCAGACGCUUCUCGACCCCCACCAAGAACCACGAUAUGUCAAUACUGUUCGUAGCCUGACCCCGCCGGUGACAUCGGCAUCGGCUCAAUCAUCUGAAAUUCUAGUCACCCCGUCGACUGCACUACCAUCAGACCGGAUGAUGAACUCACUCGCCUGUUUGGGCCGCCAGAAAGAGGUGGCGUUGGGCCUCCUGGCGGCCCCGGCCCUGAUGCAAGGCUCCUUGCCUUUGCCUCCUGCAAAUGUCUACAAAGCCAUUCCCAACUACCUCGAGGUCUACUGGGACAAGGUUCAUCACCUUUUCCCCGUUGUUCACCGACGGACCUUCGAGGCCGCUGCGGAGCAGAUUGACGUGCUCCGCUGCGCCAUGGCUGCAGUAGCUACCCAGUACAUGGGUACCAAGGAGGAUCGCAUCAGGGGGAAUCAAUUGCAUGAAUAUGCCUGGCAACAGUCCAGACGCAUCCUCCAAUGGGAUGUAUCUGUCAUGCAAACGAUUCUGCUGUGUGAGUACUUCAACCGAUUCCGCGGUAGACGAGCGGCCAUCCGGCCAUCGAAAGAAUUCGAAUCGAUUUACACUAGAGUAUCCGACAGCUCCAUCUUCGAUCCAGUUCCAAUGAACGGCGCCAAUACCGUCAGAUGGCAUACUUGGCUUCACACGGAAACCCGCCGCCGCCUUCUCGCUGCCUUCUUCGUUUUGGAUACACACAGCUCGGUAUACCUGGAGCAGCAGCGCAUCCGGGACUUCGAUAUCGUCGCGAACGGCGUCCCCAAUAUCCCCCUUAUCGGUCCGACCAACGAUCUCUGGGAAGCAGCCAGCGCCGAUGCCUGGGCUGCCAUGGUAACCUCUAAGGGCGAUUCCCUCAACGAGCCGCCCAUGCUUUCUAUAAUCAACCCAGACACCCUUUCUGCGAACAGCGUCAACACCCAUGUCCCUUUCGACCGUGCCGUUAUCUUAGCCUUGGAGACUCUGCUUCUACCUACCCGGGACGACCCCGCAAAGCUCUCCCGCUCUUCCUCGGAGAUCACGGAACCAGAGACGUACCGCAUGGCGAACAUCUUUCCGGACUGCCCCGUCGCAAACACCUACCUCGCCCUCGCUCACACCCCUCUCCACGACCUCCUCGCCGCCUCCGGCGACAGCUGGAUCUUCAGCCAAAAAGUCCUCGAAGUGAAGUCCUUCACCGAUCACCAGAAGCGCCUGGCCAAGUGGUGCGACACAGGCGACGCCGCCGUCGCCGUCGCCUUCGCCUGCCGUGCCCUCCGCGCCUUCACCGAACACGGAAAUAUCGAAGAGGACUCGGACGACGAGGACGACUGGGACAUCGGCCGCCCCAGAAUGUGGAGGGACGACAUCUCGGACUACUGGGGCAUGUACGUCUGCGCGCUCAUCUGCUGGGCCUACGGUCACCGCGAUUCCCGCGACAGCCCUCUCGACCACGCAGACGAGAGCUCAGCGCUUAGAUGGGUGCGCACCAUCGCAAGCAUGCGCGCCAGAGAUGUCCUCCACCUGAGGUCCAAGAAGGACGCGAUUUCAGUUGUCGCGCUGGUGAGAAGGUGGCUCGACGUGGACUGCAUCGGCGGGCGCAGCCGCCUCUACGUCGACGCCGUCGGCGUUUUGAAGAAGCUGGAGGAGGGCGUGACUUGGAAGUGGUUCUAA